AUGCCGCUCUAUCAGCCACCUAUGCCCGCAUCGCCGUAUGCAGGCAACACGCCGGCAAUGGCAUCGCGACAGACGCCACGGGCAGCCGAAGCGGGAUGGCAGACGCAGCCACAGGGGCAAAGGCGGCGCGAAGACCCUUUGACGCACACUAACCGCGCGGCUCCGCCGAGAUCAGCAAGCAGACCAGGCCAAGCACCAGCCCAGGCCCCUGCAACGCAAAAGGAUCGACGUGAUGUGCGCAAUCCAUCGGCCGCUGGGAAAAUGAGUCCAGAGAUCGGGGCCUCGGGUCUGAGACGGCUUUUGCAGUCGCGGGAAAACGACUUGGUGCAAGCGGGCGAUCUGCUGGACACGUACCUUGGCAUCAUCCUCGGAGAUGCGAGAUCGAUCGCUGGUGCAAAUGCACAUCACAGACAUGCGGGCAAGGUCCAGUUCACUGCACAAGACGACGCACGCGUGCACGAUCUGUUGUCAAGUAGCCGGCAGUCGACGAGGUCAGAUCCGGUCGCAACACCACACCCCAGCACAGCAAGGGCUGCAAGGACUGCAAGUACAACAAGUACAGCACAAUUAGACAAUCCUCCCACUCCGGCCCCUGUUUUCGCCAACCAGGCACAUGCUUCCGAAACACCACAGCCUCCCAAACCUCGCACUGAUUUUCACACGCCAAGAAUACCGCUAAAUUCUUCCGUGACACGUCCCGGCACACACCCAGAUCCCGCGAACGCUCGAGGCGAGGCUGUGCUUUUCACUCCGCAUUCGGCGAAACGACAACAGCAUCCCGUCGGCCCGACGGACGACUUGCACGAAAGCUUCGGGGCUAGUUUUAACACGUUUGAUACUGCUCAUCAGCAUCCCUUCCUGGACCAGGAGAAUCAAGAAAACGAACGUAGUUUCAACCGUGGUCAUGCACAGCUUUUGCAGCGCAUCCACGCCUUGGAAGACAUGCAGGCGGAAGUGAUUACCAACGCAUCGCACGAUCGUCAGCAAGCGGAGCAGCUGUUGCGCGAGCAGCACCAUUCCGCGACGCAAGCACACGCGCAACUAGAGCAAGCAUACGACGAAAUGGAACACCUUCGAAGACAGCUCGCUCAACUCCAUCAGGAGCGGGACGAUGCACAAUCGAAAGUGUUUCAACUCGAAGACCUGCUAGCACGUGAAAAAGCAGAGCAGCUCGAAAACAUUCGCCUGUCAAAGAUUGCCCUCGACCUGCAACAACGCAAUGCACAGCUCCGGGCAGCACUUGUCGAGCGCUUUGCAGCACCCUUGCCUCCCGGUUUCAAUGUGACGUCUCUCAUUUCGAUCGAAGAUCUGGAGCAAAUCAUUGAUCGCAACAUUGUGGACGAGAUUCACAACCGUCGGCGCACUCGCGAUGGCGCAGCCGAAUGCAUUCGCGAUCUCCGCUCCUUGCUCCAAGUCUGCAGCAGCAUAACAAAGGGACAAGCUCCAGCUGCCGGUUUAUUGUUGGCGUUGAAUGACCCCGAAUCGACGAGAAUGAGACAUGAGCAAGUUCAAGCCGUCCCGUCAGAGGACGAGCCUUUGGACAGAUUGCUCAACGCGCUCCAAGUCUCGCGAGUCGAGCUCAACACUAUUCGGCGACAUGUUGCAGACGAGUAUGCUCGAUCACUAAGCCAGGACACUGCUCCUUCGUGCACACUACAAUAA
Capsaspora owczarzaki ATCC 30864 is the source of this 1662-nucleotide messenger RNA. RefSeq lists its product as hypothetical. The transcript is spliced from 5 exons. The coding region runs from base 1 to 1662 and encodes 553 amino acids. The record is from RefSeq and is a predicted model, not a curated record. NCBI's taxonomy places the organism in Eukaryota, Filasterea, Ministeriida, Capsasporidae.